AUGUCAAAGUAUACCAACCUGACCCGAGAAGAGCUUAUCUCUCGACUCGAAUCUCUCGAGCUCUCCGCGCCGUCCUCCCCGACCUCCUCAACCUCACGGAACCUACUUCACUCCCGAUCCCCCUCCUUUCCUAGUAUAACAAUCUCCGCCCCUUCCAAGCCCCCCAAAACCAUAAAGCCUCCCAAAACAUUCCACUUCGCCGCGCACCCAACACGCCAUAUAGCCCUCAUGAUAGCCUACGAAGGCUGGCCAUACUCCGGGCUCGCAAUACAGGCGGAUACCGCCCAGGGUCCCGUGAAGACCGUCGAGUCGGAGCUAUUGGUAGCGCUGGAAAAGGCUAGGCUGGUGGAAGCGGGCAAGGGGCUCGAGGGGGCGGGGUAUAGUCGGUGCGGGCGGACAGAUCGGGGCGUGAGCGGGGCGGGACAGGUGGCUGAUCUUUGGGUGAGGAGUGCAAGGCGGAUGGGGGAUGGAGGUGCGGAGGUGGUCGGGUGGAGAGAGGCGGAAGAGCCCGUGGUUAGGCCGAAGAAGGUGGAGAAGCCGGAAGACGGAGAGGGGGAGUCAGAGGAGGAGAAGAGUCAGGUCAAGGUGCUGAAGAAGCCGAAGAGCCAACCGGCGGCCUCUCCGGAAGCUACGGAAUUUGCGUAUCCUCGACUACUCAACGCGAUACUCCCGCCCUCGAUCCGCGUCCUCGCUUGGUCCCCACUCCCCCACCCGCCUGUCGACCCAUCGCUCUCUUCAACCAAACCAUCCCUGUCGGACCCCUCAUCCGCCAACCCUGCUGCCUCCACCUCAUCCUCAUCCGACCCUACCACAUCAGCCUACCCUGACCCGCAAUACCUCCCCUUCAACUCGCGUUUCUCCUGCGCAUACCGCCACUACAAAUACGCCUUCCACUCCCCGCCCACGCCUUCGUCCCCUCCCCUCGAUAUCGCCCUCAUGUCCGAGGCCGCCCAGCUCUUGGUGGGCGAGCAUGACUUUCGGAACUUUUGCAAGCUGGACGGAAGUAAGCAGAUUGAGAGUCACAAGCGGGGGGUGUUGGAGGCGUACUUUGAGAAAGAGGGGGCUUUCGGUGAAGCCCGGGAGGACAGCUCGCUCUACGUCUUCAACCUCAUCGGGACCGCCUUCCUCUGGCAUCAAGUCCGACACAUCAUCGCCGCCCUCUUCCUCGUUGGCGCCCGACUCGAAUCGCCCUCGCUCAUCUCUGAUCUCCUGGAUGUGGGGAAGAACCCGAGUAAGCCGGCGUAUCAGAUGGGCGAGCCGGUACCGCUUACGCUGUGGCGGUGUGGGUAUACCGAUAAGGGGUUGGAGUGGAGGUAUGGGGGGUGGGAUGGGGGAGCGGAGGAAGAGGAAGAGAUGGAGAUGGAGAACCGGCGGAAAGCACAAGAAGGGAGGGAAAGCCUCGAGCGGGUAUUGGAGUCUCAGCGACAAGAGGCGGAGUUGAAGGCUUGGCAAGCUGGGAAUAUGCUCCGGUCGUUGAGGGAGACGCUGGGGCCGAUGCCUCCUUCUUCUUUGUCGAUCGGCGGCAAUGCGGGCGGGGCGGGGGGAGAUGGGCAGGGCAAAGGAGGAGAAGAGACCCCGGCGGUGUAUUCAAUAGGAGGCGGCGAGGUGGUCAUCACCGCAAAGUACAAACCGGUGUGCGAUCGGCCUAAAGGGGAAACACCCGCAGUCGUCAAUCGGAAAUGGAGGGAAAUGAGGGAGGUCAAGGGGAGGUGGAAGGAGAAUGCGAGGGGGAAGCCGAAAGCGGGCGAGGAGGUUUGA
Messenger RNA from Dioszegia hungarica, 1758 nucleotides. RefSeq names its product putative pseudouridylate synthase. Gene Ontology annotation, cellular component: nucleus; cytoplasm. The record is from RefSeq and is a predicted model, not a curated record. Gene Ontology annotation, biological process: tRNA pseudouridine synthesis; mRNA pseudouridine synthesis. Lineage: Eukaryota; Fungi; Basidiomycota; Tremellomycetes; Tremellales; Bulleribasidiaceae. The coding region runs from base 1 to 1758 and encodes 585 amino acids. Gene Ontology annotation, molecular function: RNA binding; pseudouridine synthase activity. The transcript has 4 exons.